AUGUCUAUCGCUACUUUCGCCAUCAUCGGCGGCUCGGGCUUCUACAAACUUGAUGGCUUCUCCGUUGAAUCUGAGCACAACCCAGAGACGCCCUGGGGCUAUCCAUCCUCACCCAUCACCGUCGCACGCUCCGCUUCAGGCUUUAAAGUGGCCUUCCUGGCAAGACAUGGUGUUGGACAUCGCUACACGCCCUCUGAGGUCCCUGCUCGUGCCAACAUCGCUGCACUCAAGUCCCUGGGUGUCAAGGCCAUUCUUGCCUUUUCAGCAGUCGGUAGUUUACAAGCGCACAUCAAACCGGAAGAUUUUGUCGUUGCUACACAAAUCAUUGAUCGCACCAAGGGUAUUCGGCCUUCAACCUUCUUUGCAGAAGGUGUCGUGGGUCAUUGUGCAUUUGGUGAUCCUUUCGAUCUGGCACUCACGCAACUCGUUGCAGAAUGCACAGAUGCUCUGGAGGGUGACGGCGUCAAGCUGCAUACCCGGGGAACGGAAGGUCAGGAUUUGACGAUCGUUUGUAUGGAAGGUCCACAAUUCUCAACGCGAGCUGAAUCAAACUUAUACCGCAGCUGGGGUGGGAGUGUCAUCAACAUGUCUGUAUUGCCUGAAGCGAAACUUGCACGAGAGGCGGAGAUUGCGUAUAGCAUGAUUUGCAUGGCAACCGACUAUGAUUGCUGGAAGACGGAUGAGCCGCCCGUGACGGUAGAAGCAGUCAUGAAGCAUGUGAACAACAAUACAGCCAACGCAGGUCGUUUGGCAAAGAAGGUGGUGGAACAUGUCGAGCAGGGCUUGCUGGAUGGCAGUGUCGGCAAGGGUCUUGAGGGAAGCAUGAAGUGGGCCGUCAUGACUGCUCCUGAAAAGCGCGAUCCGGCAGUCAUGAAGAAGCUCGAGUACAUUCUGCCAGGCUACUACAACUAA
Messenger RNA from Protomyces lactucae-debilis, 912 nucleotides. RefSeq names its product 5'-methylthioadenosine phosphorylase. Gene Ontology annotation, biological process: nucleoside metabolic process. Gene Ontology annotation, molecular function: S-methyl-5-thioadenosine phosphorylase activity. The record is from RefSeq and is a predicted model, not a curated record. The transcript has a single exon. Gene Ontology annotation, cellular component: cytosol. NCBI's taxonomy places the organism in Eukaryota, Fungi, Ascomycota, Taphrinomycetes, Taphrinales, Protomycetaceae. The coding region runs from base 1 to 912 and encodes 303 amino acids.